This is a messenger RNA of Leptomonas pyrrhocoris, 3098 nucleotides long. RefSeq lists its product as hypothetical. The transcript has a single exon. The coding region runs from base 81 to 3098 and encodes 1005 amino acids. The record is from RefSeq and is a predicted model, not a curated record. Lineage: Eukaryota; Euglenozoa; Kinetoplastea; Trypanosomatida; Trypanosomatidae. Gene Ontology annotation, molecular function: helicase activity.
GAAUUUCGACAGCGACACCUCAUCUGACCCCAUCGCCUCCACCCUUCGUAAAAGAAAACCCGCUAAAGGUGCACCGGAAAAUGAGCACGUGUCUUUCUAUAGCGGAGGAGUGCACAGUGGCAUUAGAAGAGUGUUUGGGGCGUAGGCCUGCCAGAUCCACCGAUCACGGACCUCCUGCCAUCACAGGUGCGUUCGACACAGAUGCCGUACCCAUUGCGUCGUCAAGGUCACACUCUCCUGCCGCGCCGCGUCACAGCACCGUCUUCUUUCAACCCCAUGACACAUUUCUGCAGGACAUUGUCGCCCAUACUGAGUUGCUCUCUCCGGAUAAUCCUGAGUUAGACGACUUUAUUGGCCCAAACGGCGUUGUCCCGCAGCUGCCGGCGAUUCCUGACAGCUUCGUGUGGAGCGGUGACGUCACAUCAGGCAGGACAAGUCGAUCGGAUAUCUUGUGUGACAGCGACUGCGAUGCCGCCGCCAGCGAUGACUCCUACGGCAACCGCAUGCACAGCACUAAAAACUUAUCAAAGUUGGCCUACGUCGACCGCUUUGCACCUCACCUCGGCGUGGAGCUGCGGUACAAUAUCACCAGCGGUUUUGCGGAGCUGGUGGCUGCGAGCGGCGAGGGUGGCUUCUCGGUUGAAGAGGCAGUGCACGGUUUGGCCGGCGUGCAGCAGCGGUCACAUUCCAUGGAAGAGGCGUGGCGCGUAAACACACCUUUGAAUCCUGAGGUAUUACGUUUGUGUGUGCAGGCGAGGGUGGCACGGCUUGUGCAGCGAAAGGGCUGGACAGGGGUUGAUGCGCCGACAUCAAACUGCACCUUCAUUACUGCCCUGACUCGCCCCCGACCAGACUCAGAAAAAAAAAGGGAUGCGGUACCGUCGACCUCGUGGCCUCUCCCGUAUGAGGGGAGCCUCCUUGUGGACGAAGACGUCGAGCUGGCGACAUACGACGGCAUCAAGUCUGUGUUGCACAAGGGCGACAUCGUGGUGGUGCUUGUCCCGCUCAGUUCCUUUUCCAGCGAAUGGCGUCAGCACUGCGUCACGCACACACAGAAUCCUGCGUCUACUGACGAUUUUGAAGCGGAGGUGCAGGAGGAGUUGAGGAAGCUGCCCGCGGAGUGGCGACAGCUGGGGUGCGUGCCGCAGCUAGCGCUCGUCGAGGACGUCUUCUGGGGAGAGAAUGUGGCAGAGUUAUCGCUGCAUCCGCCCAUGUUGCCACGCGACUACCACGGCAUGUCUCUGCAGUCCUUCCCCCGCUCCACUGUGGCACCGGAGGGGGACACAUUCUACGUGAAGAAGAUUUCGGGUAUUGGGGCAACGCAGAUGGAACUGGAUGCGGUGAUGGGGAUCCACCAAACACGAUUUGCUGAAACCUUAUUUGACCCGCGGCGCUCGGCAGAGAGCAGCGCCGCCUAUGUGCGGAGUGUGCAACAUGCUUCGCCCAACGCCGCGCCAGUUCUCUUGCAGAGUCGCCUGAACGAGUGGCAGCUGAGCGCCGUGAGGGGUGUGCUGCUCGCUGCGCAUCCUCCACUGGCCGCGGAGACGGACGCGGUUCGUGCGCCAAGCAUAGUGCUGAUUGAGGGGCCGCCUGGCACCGGCAAGACGCAGACCAUCGCCACCUCUAUCCUCAACAUACGGCACAGCAACCUCCGUGAAGGAAAAGGUGUUGGAAGGGUGCUGGUGUGUGCUCCGUCCAACUGCGCCGUAGAUGAGGUGGUGCUGCGUCUGCGUAAGCUUCUGAGCGACACCGACAGCAACGACGUCAACGGAGUAUCACGAGCGACAAUUCAAAGGUUAGAGCUGCUUCGCAUGGGUUCGAGGGACAAGGUUGAUCCGGCAGUGUUACAACUCCGCCCAUGUGUCUUACUGGAGGAUCGUGUGUGCGCAGAAAUGGAGAAAAUGGGAAUAUCGCGAGAGGAGCAGCCACAGCACUGGCGGCUGUGCAAGAAAUUGGAAAGUGAGCUGGUGAGAGACGCCGCUGCCAUUUUUACGACGUUGGGUUCGCUGCACCGCGUACUGAAGAAAAACCCGUCGGUCACCUUCGACGCCGUCAUUGUCGAUGAGGCCUCACAGUGCACGGAGCCGGCGGUGCUAAAGGCUUUGCGGGUCGCAGGUGAGCACAGCGCCGUUGUGUUGGUCGGCGACUCGAAGCAGCUGCAGCCCACCAUCCUCUCCAGGGAAGCGAGUCGGUGCGGCCUGCGCCGCAGUCUGCUGAUGCGCAUGCUGGCCUGCGGGCACAAGUCCUUCCUGCUGCGCACGCAGUACCGCAUGCACCCCGACAUCUGCGCCUUCCCAAAUGCGUACUUCUACGACUCGAAGCUAGAGACGCACAGCAGCGUACACCUGCGUGCUCGCGGCAGCGACAACGAAGCCCCCGGCUUGAUGAGCGACGACACGGCGUCCGCAGUGGCUACAGCGCACGAUCCGGCCAACUUGGCCAUCGCGCAGCGACUCGGCCGGUAUCCGCGCUUCAUCGUGAGAGACAUUACACACGGUGAGAUGCAGGUGGGUGGUGUUCGCUCCGUGUUUAACAAGGAAGAGGCGGCUGCCGUGGUGCAGUGCAUGCGGGAUCUGCGCACCUUUCUGCAGCUGUCUGAGGAGGACAUGGCGCCGCAGCUCGGCAUCAUCACCUUCUACAAUGCACAGAAGGACCUUAUCCUUUCCUUGCUGACGCCUGAGGAACUGGAGAGUGGGCUGCAGGUAUCCACGGUGGACAGAUUCCAGGGGAAAGAGAAGCGCAUCAUUCUGCUGAGCUGCGUGCGGACCUUGACAAACUCCAGCGCUGAUGCUGGAUUCCUCGCACACUGGAAUCGGCUGAACGUUGCGCUGACGCGCGCGCAGGACUUGUGCGUGUGCUUCUGCCAGUGCAGCUGGAUCAAGCGUUUGCGCAGCGGCACGGACACCGCAAGCGUCGCUGGUGCGGCAUGUGAGACGUACACGCUGACCACAAUCGACAGCACGAAGGAAGAGGUGGAGCGACAGCUGGAUGCGUACGAUCUGGAUCCGCGAGCGCUGUGCUCGAUGCUCGCACACGCGGAGGAGCACGACGUUGUGCGAGUUCGUCCAGUGCAGUGGUCGCCAUGUCAUCUGCCUUAA